Rhizophagus irregularis DAOM 181602=DAOM 197198 is the source of this 1543-nucleotide messenger RNA. RefSeq lists its product as uncharacterized. Gene Ontology annotation, molecular function: protein binding; ATP binding; protein serine/threonine kinase activity. Gene Ontology annotation, biological process: cell surface receptor signaling pathway; protein phosphorylation. The record is from RefSeq and is a predicted model, not a curated record. NCBI's taxonomy places the organism in Eukaryota, Fungi, Glomeromycota, Glomeromycetes, Glomerales, Glomeraceae.
UUUGAUACUCCACAAACUCAAAAAUUUCAAGAUUUACUUAUUGUUAUGAACAAAUUAAGUAAUUGUCCUUACCUUUUAAAAUUUCAUGGACUUUCUGCAUUAGAAUGGGAACCUUUAGAAAGCACGAUAAUGGUUUUUGAAUGGGUUGGAAGGGAUAAUUUGAAAACGAUAUAUGAAAAAUAUUCAAUUAGUUGGUCAACUAAGUUAGAUAUUGCUGUUGGAAUUUGUCGUGGACUUAUAUUCCUUCAUGGUAGUGAUAUUCUUCAUUAUGAUCUGAGAUGUGAAAACAUAUUUUUAACAGAAAAUCUAGAACCAAAGAUUGCGAACUUUCGACUUUGUCGUCCCAAUCAUGAUGAAAAAAAUUAUAUCCGUCAUGAUGAUCCUAUUGAACAUUGGGCAUCUCCUGAACAUCUUAAAAAUGAUUUAAGGCUGAGUUACUAUACCGCAAAAUGUGAUAUAUUUAGUUUUGGGAUGUUACUUUGGGAACUGUUUUUUGAAAGGAUUCCAUAUCGAGGUUGGAAUGCUAAGAAGAUAUCGAGUCAUGUACAGGAUGGGAAAAGGGAAAACAUAGACUUUGGUCCUAAUCCGACACGUGUACAAUUAGAUUUCUCUAAAAUUAUUAGAGCUGCUUGGCAAGAUGAUGCAGCACUUCGUCCAGGACUUUAUAAAAUCUUUUUACAAUUAGAUGAACUUCAUAGUGAAAGUCCUCAUGGAGAAAGUGAAAAAAUGCAACUUCGUAUAUUUGAUGAUGAGGAUGUUGUCAUUCCAAUCUUUUCAGAACAAGAGAGUAACAAUAAUAGUGUAUACCGAUCAGAGAUAAAUGAUAAUGAUCUUAAUAAAGUUCCGGUCGUAAAACCUUUACUAAGGUUCUCUGAAGGUUUAAAAGUUUUUGAGAGGGAAAAAGAUCAUAAAAGAGCAUGGGAUUUUUUCAAUCAACAUGCAUCUAUUGGAAAUUCACGAGCCAAAUAUUGGAAGGCGCAUUAUUUAUGGAAUGGUUAUCACGUACCACAAAAUCAGGCUGAAGCCGUAAGAUUAUUUAAAGAAGCAGCAGAUGAUGGAUUAUCUGAAGCACAAUUCUAUUAUGCAAAAUCUUUAGUUGAAGGUGGUACUGGUAAUGUGAGAAAACCUGAUGAAUUUAUUCGUUAUUUGACUGAGUCAGCAAAUAAUAAUAAUGUUGAUGCUUUCUUUACAUUGGGAAGUAUUUAUGUGAAAGGGACUCAUGGUAUUACAAUAGAUAAAGAAAAGGGUCUACAUUACUUGAAAUUAGCAGGUUUACGAGAGAAUCAAGGUGCUCUUGAUCUACUUAAAGAAAUUGGUGAAGAUCUUUUCCCUUCUUAACUGCAUCAAUUUUUUUUUUAAUGAAAGAUACGUAAAAUUUAUGGAAUUUGUUUAACCGUGUCUAUAGAAAGAAGAAAAUCAAACUAUUUUAUAGAUUAUAAUCAAAAGAUAUUAGAUUUACUAAAAAAAAUCCAUAAUAUCUAUAAUUAAUAAUCGAAAUGGAUUCUAUUUAGAUUUAUCUAAACUGAGAGUAGAAAAGAUUAUU